This is a messenger RNA of Grosmannia clavigera kw1407, 645 nucleotides long. Its product is annotated as ap-1 complex subunit theta-1. The transcript has 6 exons. Gene Ontology annotation, cellular component: intracellular membrane-bounded organelle; AP-1 adaptor complex. NCBI's taxonomy places the organism in Eukaryota, Fungi, Ascomycota, Sordariomycetes, Ophiostomatales, Ophiostomataceae. The record is from RefSeq and is a predicted model, not a curated record. Bases 1 to 645 code for a protein of 214 amino acids. Gene Ontology annotation, biological process: protein transport; vesicle-mediated transport. Gene Ontology annotation, molecular function: clathrin-cargo adaptor activity.
AUGGCGAUCCACUAUCUCAUCCUCCUCUCCCGGCAAGGCAAAGUCCGGCUGGCCAAGUGGUUCAGCACCCUCUCUCCCCGCGAAAAGGCCAAGAUCGUCAAGGAUGUCACCCAGCUCGUCCUCGCUCGCCGCACGCGCAUGUGCAACUUUCUCGAGUACAAGGACACCAAGAUCGUCUACCGUCGCUACGCAUCCCUCUUCUUCAUCACCGGCUGCUCCUCCGACGACAACGAGCUGAUCACGCUCGAGAUCAUCCACCGCUACGUCGAGCAGAUGGAUAAGUACUACGGCAACGUCUGCGAAUUGGACAUCAUCUUCUCCUUCACCAAGGCCUACUACAUCCUCGACGAAUUGCUCUUGGCCGGCGAGCUGCAGGAGAGCAGCAAGAAGAACGUGCUGCGCUGCAUCGGCCAGCAAGACUCCCUCGAGGACAUGGAGGUUGAGGACGAAGUCACAAAAAUAAUGAUGCGGAACGAAUCAGGGGUGCUCUUCAGGAAAACGGCCUUUACUGAGCGUGGCCGUCGAGCCAAGACGGACAAUCCAGGGCGAACAAGCAAAAGCGAGAUGGGCAAAGACAAGACAUGGCCAGGAUACAACGGCAAGGAAAUAGCGGCAAGCAGCGAUGCUACAAUUGCGCCGACAUAG